Molecule: messenger RNA, 3093 nt
Organism: Mytilus trossulus (common blue mussel)
Lineage: Eukaryota; Metazoa; Mollusca; Bivalvia; Mytilida; Mytilidae
Product: squamous cell carcinoma antigen recognized by T-cells 3-like
Exons: 24
Coding region: 48-3041 (997 amino acids)
Biological process (GO): RNA processing
Molecular function (GO): protein binding; RNA binding
Source: RefSeq, a predicted model, not a curated record
UAUAGCAUUUUCCACAAUUACCUCCCUUUGUUCGAAUUUUAAACGCAAUGGAGGACUCUACUGCAAACGAAAAUAAUAAAGAAAUGCAAGAUAGUGACGACGAAGAAAAGGCCGAUGUAGAAAUGGAAUGCGAGAAAGAUUCAGAUUCCAAUGACUCGGACAGCGAAAAUGAGGAAUCGGAGAGACAGGUUGCAGAACUUCAGAAACAGAUAUCAAAGAACCCAUACCUGUAUGAUGUUCACAUAGAUUUAAUAAAGUUAUUGAAACAACUUGGAGAGUUAGAACAGCUUAGAGAUGCAAGACAACGAAUGAGUGAAUUAUUUCCCUUGGCAGAAGGUUUGUGGUUAGAAUGGCUUAAAGAUGAGAUUUCAUUAGCUGGUGAUGAUCAGAAAGAAAGGAAGAAAGUAGAAGACUUGUUUGAAAGAGCUGUCAAAGAUUAUUUAUCUGUUAAAAUAUGGCUGGAGUAUGUACAGUUCUCUAUAGGUGGAAUGGCAUCACAGGAUGGUGUGAUCAAGAUCAGGGAAGUGUUUGAAAAAGCUUUGUCAUCUGCUGGUUUACAUGUUGCACAGGGAUCCAGUUUAUGGGAGGCUUACAGAGAGUUUGAAAAUGCCAUCUUGAUGGGCGUUAUGCCUGCCCCAGGACAAGUAGCUACUAAACAGCAGGAAGAUGAUUUUGAUGUACAGCAUAAAAGAAUAAUGGCUUUGUUUAAAAGGCAAUUGUCAGUUCCAUUAAAUGAUAUGGAGGAGAGUUUUACAGAGUAUAAGGAGUGGCUACAGGGUGAAAUAGAUAGUCAGAUUAAACAACAGUUCCAUAAAGCUCUAGAAUACUACAAGAAAAUACAACCUUAUGAAAAAGAUUUGUUAACCAAAGAGGAUAAGAAAGAGGUGUACACCUCCUAUAUAGAUUAUGAAGUAUCACACGGUACUGCAGCCAGAGUUAUAUGUCUGUAUGAAAGAUCUGUCCAAGAAAACUGUCUAGAACCUGAGGUCUGGAUUAAUUAUACACAGUACUUGGACUCAAAGUUGAGGGAUGAAACAUUAUCAAUUCCUGUAUUUGAAAGAUCAGUGAGGAACUGUCCAUGGUGUUCCCAGUUGUGGAGCGACUACUUGUUAACAUUAGAAAGGGCCAAAAAAUCUCAUCAAACAGUAAAAGGUACAGUAGAUCGAGCUUUGUCCUGUGGGUUUGCAGAAGGAGGCAGUUAUUUACAGAUAUGGACAACCUACUGUGAUAACUUAAGAAGAUGGAUACGGUGGGAUGAAGAUCAUGAGGAACAAUUAACCCUAUUUAGAGCAAAUAUUGAAAAGGCAGUAGAACAUUUAUAUACCAUACCUGAUGGGGAUCCCAGUGGAAGUCUGAGACAAUUCUGGGCCAGUAUUGAAGCUAAAUAUUGUAAGAAUGUGACCAAAGGUAGAGAAUUAUGGAAUGAAAUCAUGACAGAGGGCCAUGGAAAUGAAGCCGCCAUGUGGCUCAACUUUUAUCAUUUUGAGAGGUGCUAUGGUGAUAAUAAACAUUGCAGAAAGUUGUUACAAAGGGCACUUAACUCUGUAUCAGACUGGCCUGAGAGUAUUGUGGAUGCCUUUAUUAAUUUUGAAAGAGAGGAAGGUGAUUUGGAGCAGUAUGAAUCAGCUUUAUCUAAAUGUAAUGCACAAAUGGAUAGAAUCAAAGAAAGAAGAAAACAGGCAGCAGAGAAAGAAGAAGGAGAGAAAUCCAAAUUCCAAAAAGGAGGGAAGAAACAACAGAAAACAUUUGACAAAGGUCACCAUACUGACAAAGGUCAUCAUUCUGACAAAGGUCAUCAUUCUGACAAAGGUCAUCAUUCUGACAAGAAACAACAGUUUAAUAAAAAAGACAAAAAUACAAAAUUUGAUAAAAGACAAAAUGAAAGUAGUGAAAAAGUGUUCUUCAAACCAUAUCAAAAGAAAGAGAUGAAGCAUGAAGAUACAAGUGAAAGAAUUUCAUUGGAUGAAGAUCAAAAGGCAAGCAAUGGGUUGAAAAGGAAGGCAGAAGACGAUCAAUCUUCAGAAUCAGUAUUCAAGGUACCACCUCCUCCCGGGUUCAAAGGUCAAAAGUCAGGACCACCACCAGGGUAUAAAGGAAAGAAGUCUGAGCCUCCACCAGGUUUCAAAGGUCACAAGGCUGGGGUUUCGGAACCACCUCCUGAAUUUAAAGGGAAAAGUUCUGAGGGUGAAGAACCACCAGCUAAAGUACAAAAAACUGAUGGAGAUGACAGAUUACAUGAAGGUCAAGGUGACAUGGGACCUGACAAGAGUUCAUGUACAGCAUUCGUUAGUAAUCUGGCUUAUGAUGUAGAUGAGGAUCACAUUAAAAACACGUUUUCACAGUUUGGAGAAAUAAAGGAAAUCAGAUUGAUAAAGAAUUUCAAAGGAAGAUCGAAAGGCUACGCAUACAUAGAAUUUCCAGACGAGUUGUGUGUAAUAGAAGCAUUGAAGUUUGACCGUACUCCAUUAGAUGGACGACCAGUAUAUGUGUCCAGGUGUGAAGACAAAUCAGUCAGAAAACCACAGUUUAAAUUUGCUACAGAAUUAGAAAAGAACAAACUAUUUAUAAAAGGCCUACCAUUUACCUGCACAAAGGAAGCCCUGUCUAAUAUAUUCUCACAGCAUGGCAAGUUAAAGGACGUCAGAUUAGUAACAUACAGAAGUGGGGCUCCAAAAGGGUUAGCUUAUGUAGAAUAUGAGAAUGAGAAUGAAGCCACACAAGCUGUGAUGAAAACUGAUGGCCUAGCGAUCGGGGAACACACAAUAUCUGUGGCUAUAAGCUGCCCACCAGAUAGGAGACCACAAAAGGAUCAGUUUGUACCAAGUCUAGGAAGUGGCAAGAAAGAAACUGAAGUAAGAGGAAAAGCUAGAACACAGGUGUCAUUGUUACCAAGGGCACUAAAGACAGGAGGAGCAGCUUCAUCCAAUGAAAAACCUUCAUCCAAAUCAUCAUCAGCAACAGCCAAUGAAAAGCCAGGAUCUAAAGAACAAUCUGGCAAAUCAAAUGAUGACUUUAGAAAAAUGUUAUUGGGGAAUAAAUAAAUUUUAGUGGAAAAAAAAUAUUAAAAAAAAUAAUAAAAAAUAUUGAGUUGUA